Messenger RNA from Paralichthys olivaceus (Japanese flounder), 1964 nucleotides. RefSeq names its product kelch domain containing 4 (gene klhdc4). NCBI's taxonomy places the organism in Eukaryota, Metazoa, Chordata, Actinopteri, Pleuronectiformes, Paralichthyidae. Gene Ontology annotation, molecular function: protein binding. The record is from RefSeq and is a predicted model, not a curated record.
GUUGCCGGAAGUAAAUCCCACUCCUGAGCGUGCAGGAGGUCGGCGUGUGAUUGUUUUUAUUCCCACGUGUCAGCGGAUUCAUUCAGUUCAAACAGACAGUUUAAAAGAUCCAGUUGAAUCGGAACCAACGAACAGCGAUGGGUAAAAAAGGGAAGAAGGAGAAGAAGGUGAAGGGAGCAGAGAAAACCGCAUCCAAGAUGGAGAAGAAGGUUUCGAAGAGAAGUAAACGAGAAGAGGAGGAUCUGGAGGCUCUUAUUGCUGAGUUUCAGAAUCUGGAUUCAAAGAAAACUCAGGUCGUGGAGACGACUUGUUCUCCUCCGUCACCGAGAUUGAGUGCGUCUCUCUCCGCUCAUCCUGAGAAAGAUGAACUCAUCCUGUUUGGAGGAGAAUUCUUCAAUGGAAAGAAGACGUAUCUGUACAAUGACCUGUUCUUCUACAACAUCAAGAAGAACACGUGGGUUAAAUCCGACAUCCCCAACCCUCCCCCACCGCGCUGCUCUCACCAGGCGGUGGUAGUUCCCCAGGGUGGGGGCCAGCUCUGGGUGUUUGGGGGCGAGUUUGGCUCUCCGAAUGGGGAACAGUUCUACCACUACAAGGACCUGUGGGUGCUGCAUCUGGCUACACACACCUGGGAGAACAUCAAGGCGCCUGGCGGUCCGCCGGGUCGCAGCGGACACCGGAUGGUCCUCAGUAAGAGACAGCUGCUGGUGUUUGGAGGUUUUCACGAGAGCACUAGGGAUUUUGUCUAUUACAACGACGUCCACUCGUUCUCCCUGGAAACCUUUUCCUGGUCACGCCUCACUCCAUCAGGCUCCGCCCCCUCCCCGCGCUCGGCCUGUCACAUGACUUCCACACCCGACGGCACAGGCGUCAUCAUCUACGGCGGAUACUCUAAAGUUAGAGUCAAGAAGGAUGUAGAGAAGGGAACCGUCCACUCUGACAUGUUCCUACUGAAGCGAGAGGGUAAAGAGGGCCAAGAGAAGUGGUCAUGGUCCAGGGUGAACCCCUCAGGUACCAAGCCUCAUCCUCGCUCUGGCUUCUCUCUGGCGGUGGGCCCUGCGGGACGGGCGGUGCUGUUUGGUGGGGUGUGCGAUGAGGAAGAGGAUGAGACGUUGGAGGGUGACUUCUACAACGACCUGCACCUGUAUGACACGGUGAAGAACCGCUGGUUCCCCGGCCUGCUCCGGGGAAACAAGACGGAAAAGAAGAAACGACGCAGGGGGAGGAAGGAAGGAGCAGAGGGGGAGGGAGGAGAGAUGGAGGGGGAGGUUGGGGAGGAGGCAGCGCCACAAGGACCCACUGAGGUCGUCAAGGAGAUCAUCACUGAGGACGGCACCGUGAUGACCAUCAAGGAAGUGAUCCCUGGAGCCCAGGGGGAGGAGGAGGAGGAUGAAAAAGACGAGGAGGAAGAUGAAGCCUCCGUUAACCUGGUGGAGCCCUGUCCGAGGUCCAGCGCCAUGGCAACGGUGCGUCAGGGCAAGCUCUUCCUGUUUGGAGGGAUGUUUGAGGUCGGGGACCGCCAGUUCACCCUGAACGACUUCUACUCCCUGGACCUCCACAAGAUGGACCAGUGGGAGACUCUGGUUGAGAUGGAUCCGAAGACGCAGGAGUGGCUGGAAGAGUCUGAGUCAGAGGACGAUGAGGAGGAGGAGGAGGAGGGGGGGGAGGAGCUGAAAGGAGCUGAAGGGGAGGAAGACGAGGUAGAGUCCGAAGGGGAAAGUGAGGAUGAGGAAGAUGAGGAAGAGCACCCAGCCGUGCAGGAGGGGGAGACGGUGACUGACUAUCAGAUGCGUACAGAGCAGUACUGGACGGGACUGGCACGAACGAACAUGGGCCCCGACGUCAAGGACAAAAAGGUCGCAAAGGUCGCCCUCGCCAUGGCUAAAGUCUUUUAUGAAGACCAAUAGUGGAAUACACCAAACUGUUCUGAGUGUGUGUGUGUGUGUGUGUGUGUGUGUGUGUGU